This is a messenger RNA of Lontra canadensis (Northern American river otter), 1032 nucleotides long. It is a transcript of the gene TAAR8, whose product is annotated as trace amine associated receptor 8. Gene Ontology annotation, molecular function: trace-amine receptor activity. Gene Ontology annotation, biological process: G protein-coupled receptor signaling pathway. The transcript has a single exon. The record is from RefSeq and is a predicted model, not a curated record. Gene Ontology annotation, cellular component: membrane. NCBI's taxonomy places the organism in Eukaryota, Metazoa, Chordata, Mammalia, Carnivora, Mustelidae. Bases 1 to 1032 code for a protein of 343 amino acids.
AUGAGCAUCAAUCUUUCCCACCCUGCUGUCCUGCAUCUUUGCUAUGAGAGUGUGAAUGGAUCUUGCUUUAAAACUCCCUACUCACUCGGAUCCAGGGUGAUUCGGUACUCAGCGUUUGGCUUAGCCUCUUUGCUGGCUGUGUUUGGAAACCUCCUGGUGAUGACUUCAGUUUUUCAUUUCAAGGAGCUGCACUCUCCUGCCAAUUUCUUGAUCGCCUCUCUGGCUUGUGCUGACUUCCUGGUGGGGGUGACCGUCAUGCCCUUCAGCAUGGUCAGGUCCGUGGAGAGCUGCUGGUACUUUGGAGCCAGAUUUUGUACCCUGCACAGUUGCUUUGAUGUGGCAUUUUGUUACUCUUCUCUUUUCCACUUGUGCUUCAUCUCCAUCGACAGGUACCUUGCUGUUACUGAUCCUCUGGUCUAUCCCAGCAAGUUCACGGUGCCUGUGUCAGGGAUGUGCGUCAGCGUCUGCUGGAUCCUGCCCAUUGUAUACAGUGGGGCUGUGUUCUACACAGGUGUCAAUGACGAUGGGAUGGAGGAAUUAGUAGGUGCUCUCAAGUGUGUAGGUGGUUGUCAAAUUGUUGUAAAUCAAGACUGGGUUUUGAUAGAUUUUCUGUUAUUCUUCAUACCUACCCUCGUAAUGGUAAUUCUUUACUGUAAGAUUUUUCUAAUAGCUAAACAACAAGCUAUAAAAAUUGAAAAUACUGGUAGCAAAGCAGAGUCAUCCUCAGACAGUUACAAAUCCAGAGUGGCCAAGAGAGAGAGAAAAGCAGCUAAGACCCUGGGUAUCAUGGUGAUAGCAUUUAUGAUUUCAUGGUUACUGUAUACAAUUGAUACGCUAGUUGAUGCCUAUAUGGGCUUCAUAACGCCUGCCUAUAUUUAUGAGAUCUGCUGUUGGGGUGCUUAUUAUAACUCAGCCAUGAACCCUUUGAUUUAUGCUUUAUUUUAUCCUUGGUUUAGAAAAGCCAUAAAAAUUAUUUUAAGUGGAGAAUUUUUAAAGGAUAGUUCAUCGACCAUUAGGUUAUUUGCAGAAUAA